This is a messenger RNA of Pelobates fuscus (common spadefoot toad), 2804 nucleotides long. Its product is annotated as cadherin-related family member 3-like. Bases 25 to 2556 code for a protein of 843 amino acids. The transcript is spliced from 19 exons. Gene Ontology annotation, cellular component: catenin complex; membrane. Lineage: Eukaryota; Metazoa; Chordata; Amphibia; Anura; Pelobatidae. Gene Ontology annotation, biological process: homophilic cell-cell adhesion. The record is from RefSeq and is a predicted model, not a curated record. Gene Ontology annotation, molecular function: cadherin binding; calcium ion binding.
GUGCAGCUGCUAUAAGUUCUCACCAUGAACAAGAAGGCUUUUUUGGCAUUUUUAUUCAGCAUCCUUCAAGGUAUUUCUGCAGCUCCGGAGGUUACUAUGCCUAGAAAUGUGACACUUCCUGAAAAUUCCCCUCAAAAUAAGUUGGUUGCAAUAAUAAAAGCAACAGAUCCAUCUGAUUCUAUUGUCGGAGGUCCAUAUAUCGUAAAUUGUAAUCCGGUGGUUCACCCAUUCAUGAUUAUACCAAAAGGAUCAGAUACCUGGGAGUUAAUAACCACCAGCUCUCCCAAGUUGAACUUUGAGAAGUACCCACUCUACACCCUUCAAAUUAUUGUGGAAAACAGCCAAGGGAUUUUAUCUACAAACACCUUGAUCAUCGAGAUUACCAAAGUGAAUAAAGCACCCAAUUUCACUGGAACACUGGCUGCAAAAGAUGCGGAGGUGUACAUUGCAGAAAACACUCCUCUUUCCACGGUAAUUUACAAAGUGUCAGCUAAGGAUCCAGAUAAUGAUAUUUUGCAGUACACUAUCACAAUUACACCUGGGAAUUCCGGAUUUAAAAUUGAUAACACUGGGACAAUCUCAACCACCACAAUGUUUGAUUAUGAAAGCAGUGCAAAAAGCUAUACAAUAACUGUAACCAUAAGUGAUGGUGUUCUUUCAAAAUCCGGGGAUAUAAAGGUUGGCAUCACUAAUGUAAAUGAUAAUGAUCCAUCAUUGACAUGCAUCUUUUCUAGUAUAACCAGCGGUAGCAUUAUCACGAAGACAGAAACAUCUGGAAACACUGUGAAUAUCAGACUGGAUGAGGAGCUUCCAAUUGGUACAGUCAUAACUACAUGCUCCGCGUCCGAUGCAGAUGCUAUGAAUGAUCUAACCUUUCUACUGGAUCCCGGGAGUAAUUAUUUCUCAGUUCAUAAAGACACUGGAACAGUGAUUAUCGUUUCCAGAAUGGACAGUGAAGCCACUGGGUUUGUCAGUGUUCAGUCUUUUACUAUCAAAGUGUGUGACAGUGGUUUGAAAUGUGCGCCAAUUGCAGCUACAGCCACAGUUGUCCCAAUAAAUGACAACCCUCCAUUUUGUGAUCCAUUCAUGUACAGUGUCGGCAUACCAGAACCCAUUCCAAAGGACACUAUUGCUGCUGUUUUAAAGUGCCAUGAUGCUGAUAUACCUCCAGAUGUGUUGGAUUAUCAGCCCAGCAGUGGCCCUAUUGGCAUAGAUGCAUUGUUUGUGCAAAAGGCAGGCAAUCCACAUAUUAUACAGGUAAAUAAAGAGUUGGACUAUGAUACAGAUGCAGUCACUUCCUAUGAAAUGAUGGUAACAGUCUCAGAUUCACCUAAAUUGACACAUACAGUAACCACUACUAUAAUAGUAUCUGUGACUCCAGUAAAUGAUUUCAACCCAGUGUUUGAUUCUGCUACAUACACUUUUACAGUGCAUGAAACUUCAGGAGUUAACUAUGAUAUCGGAGGAGUGAGUGCCACAGAUAAAGAUCAUCCAAGCUGUGUCAGAUAUGGCAUAGUUAAUGGCAACAGAGAUGUCAUCAGUAGAUUCUGGUUAAAUCCAAUAACUGGAAGAAUAAAACUAAUAACGCAUCCAGAUUUUGAAACCCGCACCUCCUACAAUUUAACCAUCGAGGCAACAGACUGUGACCCAGUGAAUCCUCAAAAAGCUCAAUCCACAGUCAUAAUUAUUAUUAUAGAGGAGAAUGAUGAGGCCCCGAUAUGCAAGCCAUCAAGAUACACAGCUGUCAUCUACGACAAUGUGACAUCGGGACUCAACAUUAACAACUUUAGACUCAACUGCAAUGAUGACGACUCCAGUGAUGCAUCAAUGCGGUUUGAAAUAGUUUCAGGUAAUAUAAACAACCACUUUGCAUUUGACCCCACUCAUGGAUCACACAAUCCUAAAUUAAUUGUGAAAAACCCUUUUGAUUUUGAUAAUGGAGCAGACAUGCAGCAGAAAUACAAUCUCCUUGUUAAUAUUAUCGACGACAACGUUAAAAAUAGAACGGAAGACAAUCCAAGAACGGGUACAGUUUUGAUAUAUGUAACUGUUGUUCGAACCAAUACUCCUGCUCCUCCCACAACUGAUUAUUAUCAAAGAAAAGGACUAACCAUAGUUUAUAAAGAAGUGAACACGUUUGACUCCAGUGCUUGGUAUGUCCCUUUUAUCUACACCAUCAUGGCCCUGUUACUUGCUGGUUUGACUGCCUGGGCCUUACACCUUUUAUGGAAAUAUGCCAAUCUCAAAGCGCUUUGUCAAAAAGCAAGACGUAGAUUUCCCCAUAAAAGAGUGAAGACGUAUCUUCAAGGUACUAAAAAAGAGGACGUGGAAGUGAUUACAGAAACUAUCACAUACGAGGCUGUGUUCGAUGGGCAAACAGUGGAUCCAGUUACAGGACAAAUGUAUGAAUAUAACACCAAGUCAGGGGCACGCCGGUGGAAGAACGUCCAAGGCAAAGAAGAGAACAUAAACCUUUCAGAUAUUUCUGCCAUUUCCGAAGCAAUUAUCCCACAAACUCCACCUGCCCCAUUAAUGCCACCAAUCAAAGAAUUCUGAGAAAAUACACAGCAAAUGCAUUCUUUUGUGACUUUAAUCUCUGAUUUAUGUAAAUCAACAUGUAAAACUGUGUGCCUUUGUCGGAAUAUCACUCUCCCAAUUCUCUUAUAGUCAUGAGCUGGUAGAAAAUUAUGGGAGUUGAAUUCCUGGGGUGCUGCAUUUAGGCACAUCAGCUAUAAACUUAAACUGAUCUUCUUUUGUAUAUCCCUGUGUGAAUAUUGAGUAUGAUCAUAAUAAAUAAACUGCUC